Messenger RNA from Xenia sp. Carnegie-2017, 726 nucleotides. Its product is annotated as aggrecan core protein-like. The coding region runs from base 1 to 726 and encodes 241 amino acids. The record is from RefSeq and is a predicted model, not a curated record. NCBI's taxonomy places the organism in Eukaryota, Metazoa, Cnidaria, Anthozoa, Malacalcyonacea, Xeniidae. The transcript has a single exon.
AUGGGAAGAGAGAAUUUGCUGGAGAACAACCAUUCCAUGGGAAGAGAGAAUUUGCUGGAGAACAGCCAUUCCAUGGGAAAAGAGAAUUUGCUGGAGAACAACCAUUCCAUGGGAAGAGAGAAUUUGCUGGAGAACAACCAUUCCAUGGGAAGAGAGAAUUUGCUGGAGAACAACCAUUCCAUGGGAAGAGAGAAUUUGCUGGAGAACAACCAUUCCAUGGGAAGAGAGAAUUUGCUGGAGAACAACCAUUCCAUGGGAAGAGAGAAUUUGCUGGAGAACAACCAUUCCAUGGGAAGAGAGAAUUUGCUGGAGAACAACCAUUCCAUGGGAAGAGAGAAUUCUGGAGAACAACCAUUCCAUGGGAAGAGAGAAUUCUCUGAAGAACAACCAUUCCAUGGGAAGAGAGAAUUUGCUGGAGAACAACCAUUCCAUGGGAAGAGAGAAUUUGCUGGAGAACAACCAAUCCAUGGGAAGAGAGAAUUUUCUGAAGAACAGCCAUUCCAUGGGAAGAGAGAAUUUGCUGGAGAACAACCAUUCCAUGGGAAGAGAGAAUUUGCUGGAGAACAACCAUUCCAUGGGAAGAGAGAAUUUUCUGAAGAACAGCCAUUCCAUGGGAAGAGAGAAUUUUCUGAAGAACAACCAUUCCAUGGGAAGAGAGAAUUUUCUGAAGAACAGCCAUUCCAUGGGAAGAGAGAAUUUGCUGGAAAAUAUCCAGUCCAUGGUUGA